ACUGGCAUUAACCUCGAGCAGCUCGUGAAGCCCGUGCUGCACGUUCUAUAUCAGCACAUUCCAAGAAGAAUUUGCCGGACGCCGUCGAAGGACUGUUACAAGGGCACGUCCAACUCUAAAGUUGACGUAGGCUGCAUCCCCGGCUGUUCCCUGGCCGUGAGUCUCCGCGGAGGACAGCAACGUGGGUCGCAAUCCCGCCGUCGUGACCGGCACGGUAGACUACGAGACUACGAGAAGAACAGAGCACCGGUCAAACGCAAGAUGGCCACCGGUAGGGAGGGGACCGCACCCUCGACGGCUUCUACGCAUGGCAGAACCAAGCGUGGCCCCCAAAGUCCUGCAGCUGCCGCGUCGCCCGGGGAACGCGGCAGCCGUUCGGUGGCUCCCCAGAAAAGCGGGGAUAAAGGUGCCGUGUCGCCGCUCGCCAAGCUCAAGGGCACCGCUCCACUUACCAGAUGCGCGAGCUGCUCAGCCAUAACGUUGAAAGGCGACCCGGCGUCCCGCACGACCGAGAAGGGGCCCCACAAGUCCUCGACGUCUCCUCGACCAACUACACAAGGAGCCAACAGCGGCCUUGUACGUUCUCCGGUCGGCGCAUCGCAGCCGGCGUCGCCGGAGCAUGCGACUCCCUCGAAUGCACCAUCCGCAAAGGCAACACCCCCAUGUCAGGUGGGCGAGUGGUUAAGCAUCAUACCGAGAAACGUUCCGGCUUCAGAGAGCAUCGGAAAAGCUGCCGCGGGUGUUGCCGCAACGGUGCAAGCACGGGAACCGCCGCGGUGGCGUGGCGGGGACCAAGGUGGCGGUGGCGCAGUGACGAACACGGCCAGCGCCGCCGCAUCUUCCCGCGCGGGCCGCUCGGUUCUGCGCGACCUCGGAUUGGCUGCACUUCGCCGGAGUCCGAGAAUUUUUGGAUUCCACGAUUCGCCAAAGCAGUCCCCGCCGCUGAGUAAAACAGGCGAAACGUCUCAUGGAGACGCUUGUCCGACAGUAAGUAAUAGCCAAAGGAUCGUGGGCCUAAUCAUGAGCAUCGUCCUUGUGGUCGUGGUACUCAUCUUGCUCAAGAUCGUGUGGUUCCAGUAUUCGGGCUCCCCGAAUGUGUGCCUGACGAGCGCCUGCGAUGCCUACUUGCACCGGCUUCUCCAGUCCAUCAACAUGUCAGUGGACCCGUGUCGUGACUUCACGCGGUUCGUCUGCAGCGGCUGGAAGCGAAGCCAGAACCUUGACGUCUGGGAGGAUCAGUUCAUCGGGUUCCUCGACAGGUUAGACGCAACGUUGAAGGACGCGGACAUUCCUCUCACGGGACAAAAUGACGAGCAGAGAGCCGCUGCUCUGUACCGCAGCUGUGACGACGUGCUACAAGGAAAGAAGGACGAGAUGGCGGCUGUGAAGGCGGCGCUACGCGACGCUGGCAUCGUCUGGCCGCAGCCCGCCCACGGAGCGGACGCUGUACACGCGCUGGUCUACAGCUCCAUCAAGUUAGGCUGGGACGCAAUUCUCUCUUUCGAUGUCACUACGCACCAAGGCGAAACGGUGGACGAGCUUGUCGUCGAUCCUGGAAGUUCAUUCCACUUUUUGCUGUCGAGGUCCAUGAGAGAACAGUCGCCGGCUUCAAAGCGCGCGUACUUUCAAUUUCUCAGGAGCCUGUUCGAGCUCAGAGGCCCGAAGAACACCAGCGCAGUGACGUACGAGCAGAUGCAGACCAUCGCGGAACCGGCACUUGGCGACCUUUCGCUUCUUUACGACACCUGGGACAAGCCACGACUGCCAGCCGACUGGUUUUCAAACUUGUCAAGCGCGGGCGUGACAGAAGCUCGCUGGCUAGAAGCCCUGCACAACGUCAGCAUCAGCCUGCGCGAUGGUCUGCGGAUCACGACCGGAAAUCCCGGUUUUCUGGCCACGCUGUUGGGACUCUGGACGCGCAUUGGCGAGGACUCCUUCCACCUCUUCGUCUCGUGGUGUACGGUCCAGGUCGCCGCGCUUUACGCGAACAAAGGCUCAAUUCUCAACUAUUAUGGCCAGAGUUCCGAGAAGGCGCAAGUCUACCACAGAGCCUUCUGUCUCAGCAGAGCCGCGGUGUUCUUUCGGAAAGCAUACUUCGCAAGUUACAUCGAUAGCACCCUCCAGGAAAACAAGGUUUCCGGUGCGAAAAAUAUUGCACUGUCGGUGCGGCUUGCUUUUUCCCGGCGCCUCUCGAAGUGGGUUCACUUCGACGAAAACAUAACGGUGCUCGCGAAUUGGAUCUCCCUGGACACUGCUUUUCGUAGCUUCGAGUAUGACAAGGGCGAACACAAAACUUCUGGUGCUAAAAACAAUGUAAUGCCGGAUAUGUCAGAUUCUUUCGUCAACAACUGGCAGCUUUCGACUCUCGUCAACAAGCCAGAUGAAACGAAGCACUUGGAGUACGCGAUCUGCCACCUGAUGUUUUACGUGGUGCUCUGGAAAAGCCGAGACUUCCAGUUGAUGCCUUAUUCCCUGUCAGUCCCGUUUUUCGACCCGGACCUACCCGCGUCUAUAAACUACGGGGCCUUUGGAAGCGAGAUCGUCGGCGCCAUCAGCUCCAUCUUUGUCGAAUCUUACCGCGAGAACAGAAACGUGUCGAUGUACCUCAUCAAUUGUAUGAAACUGGGGCCAUCGGGAAGCGAGAAGUACACCGAUGACAAUGUGGCUCACGCUGUCGGUUUCAGCGCCCUUGUGGACGCAUACAAAAGAACAAAUCCUUCUUCAUCGUGGGCCAUUGAAGGACUCGAACACUACACAGGCCUGGAGCUGCUCUUCAUGACUGCGUGUUUCAGCUUGUGUUCGGGAAGGGUCAAAGCAAAGCGCCACGAGUGUGAGCUUCUGGCUCAACACGUGCCCGUGUUUGAUGAGGCUUUUCGUUGCCCUCCAAGAGACCAACGAAACCAAUCUUUUCAGUGUCAACUACUGUGAAAGCAUCGAUCAAUUUAUUGAAAUGAAUGUUUGUGGGUGUCAUUUUCUCAAAAACCUUGAACCCGCGUUUUGUUUCAACACAUAACUCGAAUAUCUAGGUGCACUGAUGAACUAAUAAUUCUUAGUCGUCCUUAUUAGUGUUAUUGUGAAAAAUUAGUCUUUGAAGGCCGAGUGCCGUAACCACAUAACAUUCAAUACAUAGCUAGCAACUUCUUGAACUUCGUGAGAAUGUGUGAACCUGAAUUUCACAAGCAUCAUUAUCCAAUGGCAUUGCUGGCUACCAAUUGUGCAAAGAGACCAAUGAAAUAUUACGCGUUCUUCCCGAACGUUUGUGCAUAAUAGUGCUUGUUGCAGCUCUGUUUUUCUGCGAUACAUUGUGCCUUAAUGAUUUAAUUACCGGAACAUCGUGUUGAGGAGUAAACCGAGACCAAGCAUUUGUAAUCGGCCAUAUGAUCGGGCCCGCGACCAAGUAUUGCCAUGUGGGCUUAUGAGCAGCUGUGCUCAUGACGUACGUCUACUUGCGUGGUAAGCGCCAAUACUUUUUCGUCAUCUCCACAGUGUUUGCCAUUUUCAAGAGUAAUUACAUUAUUU
Molecule: messenger RNA, 3519 nt
Organism: Dermacentor albipictus
Lineage: Eukaryota; Metazoa; Arthropoda; Arachnida; Ixodida; Ixodidae
Product: neprilysin-like
Biological process (GO): protein processing
Cellular component (GO): plasma membrane
Molecular function (GO): metalloendopeptidase activity
Source: RefSeq, a predicted model, not a curated record